Molecule: messenger RNA, 1173 nt
Organism: Brettanomyces bruxellensis
Lineage: Eukaryota; Fungi; Ascomycota; Pichiomycetes; Pichiales; Pichiaceae
Exons: 1
Coding region: 1-1173 (390 amino acids)
Biological process (GO): ceramide biosynthetic process
Cellular component (GO): membrane
Molecular function (GO): sphingosine N-acyltransferase activity
Source: RefSeq, a predicted model, not a curated record
AUGCCGGAAACACAAGAUUAUUCCCCCGGAACCAUGGAAGGUGGCUCUGAUCUAAGGAUGCGUCAACAUGUGGGCUCGUAUGCCACAGAUGAGAACAAUCCAGUCAAUGGUGCUAUCGCUGCAGCCAUUAAAAGAGAGGCUGAGAAAGCAGAAAGGGAGGAAGCAAAAAUCGACAUGGAUAAAAUGGAGCAGUCUCACCGUUUGGACAACUUGCAGAUUGCUUUUUCAAUCAUAUUCGAUAUUUCCGUCUUGAUCGGAGUAAAGUACUUCAAGAUCGAGUCCUUGACAAAGCUUUAUACAUUGCAGUAUAAAUUUCCGGACUCGGACACUUAUGACCGCGGAAUGGAUGAUGCUUACGUGAUAAUCAAUGUUAUGGUGAACUUGAUGAUGGUGAGAAGUAUUCUCAUGCGUUUUGUGUUCUCUCCCUUGGCCCACGCCGCAGGUAUUCAUAGCUACAAGGCCAUUCAGAGAUUUAAGGAGCAAGUAUGGUCUCUAGCGUAUUACAGUAUCUCAUGGAUAUUCGGCUUCUGUAUCUACUGGGGUUCCGAUUACUUUUUCAGCACAUCCCAAUUGUAUGCCACCUGGCCACACAACCACAUGUCAUACCUAUUUAAAAUCUACUACCUAAUUCAGACCGGUUGUUGGUUGCAGCAGAUUAUCGUGCUUAAUAUCGAGGACAAGCGUAAGGACUACGUCCAGAUGUUCUGCCAUCACAUAAUCACAUCGAUGUUGUGCAUUGGCUCCUAUAUAACAUACUUCACAUGCCCUGGCCACGCAAUUCUAUUGCUUAUGGAUAUAGUCGAUGUGAUUCUUUCUUUCUCGAAGAUAUUGAAGUACUCUGGAUUCGGACGCAUUUGCGACUACUGCUUUCUUGUAUUUAUGUGCAGUUGGAUUGUCUUGCGUCAUGGUUUCUACAACUACAUUGUUUACUUCAUGGCCUUCAAGUCCAGACCUCUAAUGAACAGAGAUUGCUCUCGUUUUCAGCCGGGUUCCGAUGAAAUUUGCUACACUGACGCCGAGAUUGACUUGUUCGUUUUCCUUUUAUCUGGAUUGCAGGUCAUCACCAUCAUAUGGCUGGUGAUGAUCAUCCGGGUUGCCAUUACUGUUGUUAAGGGAAGCCCCGCUGAGGAUGUGAGAAGUGAUGAUGAAGAUGAAAAGGAAAAAGAGCAGUAA